CUUCCUCGAUUCCCUUCCAUCAUCCUUCAUCCCCCCCCUUUUCCCCCGCCCAUCAUGUCCAAUCGUCUUGGCGGCAUGCUUGGCGGAGCACCCGUCAUCGUCCUCAAGGAGGGAACGGACACAUCGCAGGGCACUCCACAGCUCCUCUCUAACAUUGGAGCCUGCAUCUCCAUCGUCUCAUGCGUGGCCUCGACGCUGGGCCCACGAGGAAUGGACAAGUUGAUUGUCAACGGUCGCGGCGACUCGACCAUCUCGAAUGACGGAGCUACGAUUCUGAAGCUGCUGGAGAUUGUCCAUCCAGCAGCCAAGACGCUCGUCGAUAUCGCGCGAGCGCAGGACGCAGAGGUCGGGGAUGGCACUACGAGUGUCGUCUUGUUGGCCGGAGAGAUGCUCAAGGAGUGUAGGGCGUUUAUUGAAGAGGGAGUCAGCCCACAUACCAUCAUCAAGGGAUACAGGAAAGCGGCGCAGCUGGCUACGGCAAGGAUCCAGGAGUUGGCUGUAUCCAUCGACCGAUCCGACGAAGCCGCAUUCCGCGACCUCCUCAUCAAAUGCGCCGGCACAUCCAUGUCCUCGAAGCUCAUCGUAUCACAACGCCCCUUCUUCUCCCGCAUGGUAGUCGACGCCGUAACCACCCUCGACCCAAACGAUCUCGACGAGUCCCUCAUCGGCGUCAAAAAGGUCCCCGGAGGUGCAAUGCAAGACUCUCUCCUCGUCCGCGGCGUAGCAUUCAAGAAGACGUUCGCCUAUGCCGGCUUCGAGCAACAGCCCAAGAGCUUCACCAACCCAAAGGUGCUCUGCUUGAACGUCGAGCUAGAGCUCAAGGCAGAAAAGGACAACGCAGAGGUGCGCAUCAACCAAGUGUCCGAGUAUCAAGCCAUCGUCGACGCAGAAUGGCAGAUCAUCUACUCGAAGCUCGAGGCAAUCGUCAAAACGGGCGCUCAGGUGGUCCUCUCCAAGCUCCCCAUCGGCGACCUCGCCACCCAAUACUUUGCCGACCGCAACAUCUUCUGCGCAGGGCGAGUCCCCACAGACGACAUGAAGCGCGUGGUGCAAGCCGUAGGCGGGUCAGUCCAGUCCACUACGUCGGACAUUGCCCCUCAGCACCUGGGUACAUGCGGCAAGUUCGAAGAGAAACAGAUCGGCGGGGAACGUUUCAACUUGUUCGAAGACUGUUCUGCCGCACGCACCUGCACGAUGAUCCUCCGCGGUGGAGCAGAACAAUUCAUCGCAGAAGUAGAGCGCAGCCUGCACGAUGCAAUCAUGAUCGUCAAGCGUGCAAUGAAGAACUCGACAGUCGUCGCCGGAGGUGGAGCAAUCGAAAUGGAGCUCAGUCGUCACCUCCGCGAACAUGCCCGUACCAUCUCUGGGAAACAACAGUUGAUCAUUUCAGCCUUUGCGAAAUCGCUGGAAUGUAUCCCUCGUCAGCUGGCGGAUAAUGCUGGGUUUGACGCUACGGACAUUCUGAACAAAUUGCGUAUGACGCACGCCCAAGGCAAUAAGUGGGACGGAGUGGACAUUGACUCGGAGGACGUGAGGGAUAACAUGGCUGGCUUUGUCUGGGAGCCUAGCGUGGUCAAGAUCAACGCAUUGGGCAGUGCGGCUGAGGCUGCUUGUUUGAUCUUGAGUGUGGAUGAGACGAUUAGGAAUGAGGAGAGUCAGCCUCCUGGUGGACAGGGACAGCCUGGUGGUCAGAAGUUGCCCCCUGGAGCAGCGCAGAGGGCGCUUAAGCAGAGAGGAGGGGUGCCGAGGCGAUGAGUGUUCGCGAAUGGGGAGAGGAUGUUAUGAUAUAGAAAGGCGAGAGGAGAGCAGUUAAUGCAAAACAGGCUCAUCGUCAGGCAAAGUUGAAAGUGAUUGGAUUUCAAGGGGUGGCGCUCAUGCGCGAUACUAAGAGGCCCGGAGCGAGAAAGAGGAAGAGAAGAGAGGUAACGCUGAAGUGACGUCGCAGAGCUAAUAGGUGAUGGCGAAAUGGUAGCCACGACUUGAGGAUGAGAAGACGGUCGUCGCAGGCAGCGCUCGAAUCAACCGUCCAUCCCUACUACUGCGGUCCCUGGGCGCGCAUCGUCUCCUCACUCCCCUUGUUGCUCGCACUGUGUUGCCAUGAGAGUUGCCUCUGGUGAGCCCCAGCGAUGGACCCACUGCUAGCUGGGGGCGUGUUGCUCGCGAACCCAAUAACCUCCUCCGCCUCUGUAUCCUCUCCCG
Molecule: messenger RNA, 2199 nt
Organism: Jaminaea rosea
Lineage: Eukaryota; Fungi; Basidiomycota; Exobasidiomycetes; Microstromatales
Product: putative CCT7-component of chaperonin-containing T-complex
Exons: 2
Coding region: 55-1755 (566 amino acids)
Biological process (GO): protein folding
Cellular component (GO): chaperonin-containing T-complex
Molecular function (GO): ATP hydrolysis activity; ATP binding; ATP-dependent protein folding chaperone
Source: RefSeq, a predicted model, not a curated record